AUUCACCUUACGCGCGAUAUGAUCUUCUGCCGCAGUCGCUGAGCUGAUCUACACCCGCCUCCUUCCAAUUCUAUUCUCCUACUCUCCUACCCUUCCUAUGACCUCAAUAACGUGGUUUACAUCGAACACUCAGAAUCAUGUUACAUUUUCGCACCGAGGGCUAUAAUGGCUGUGCGGUGAAGUACUCCCCGUUCUUCGAUAAUCGGCUGGCCGUCGCAGGGUCAGCCAAUUUUGGACUUGUAGGAAAUGGACGAAUGUACAUCCUGGAGCUGACUCCAAACGGGAUUGUACCCGUAAAAUGGUUCACUACCCAAGACUCGUUGUACGAUCUUGCAUGGUCUGAAAUCCAUGAAAAUCAAGUCCUCACAGCCUCCGGUGACGGUAGCAUUAAGCUGUUCGAUUGCAACCUUAACGACUUCCCAGUUCAGAAUUGGAAAGAACAUAACCGUGAAGUCUUCAGUGUGCAUUGGAAUCUCAUAGCAAAAGACCGUUUCUGCUCCAGCAGCUGGGACGGUACCGUGCGCGUCUGGACCCCCGAUCGUCCGCAUUCUCUCAUUACCCUUCCUACACACAGCUGCACUUAUUCCGCUGCCUUCUCGCCACAUUCUCCUGAUAUCCUCUCCUGUGUCACCUCUGACUCGUACGUCCGCAUUUUCGACCUUCGCACUCCGGCCUCUGCCUCCAACCACCUCACUCUCCAGAUCCCAAUCCAUGCGGCCCCAGUAUCGCCAAUUCCCGCACAACCGGGAGUCCCGCCGGCUGCCUGUCCCCCUUCGGAAGCUCUGACGCACGACUGGAAUAAAUAUCGGCCGUCUAUCCUGGCUACUGCCGGCGUCGACCGGACGAUCCGCACGUUCGACAUCCGUGCCCCGCAGCAAGGCCCACAAACCGUCAUGGUCGGGCAUGACUAUGCCAUUCGCAAGGUCUCUUGGUCACCACACCUCUCUAACGUUCUCCUUAGUGCAAGCUACGACAUGACCUGUCGUGCAUGGAGCGAUCAGUCUCCCCCAGGGGUCAUUGGAGAUGUCGACUCGAUGCGGGCGGGUCCUAAUCCAGUAAUGGGAGCGGAGCUAGGCCGAAUGGCCCGACAUACAGAAUUUGUAACCGGAAUAGACUGGUGUUUGUUUGGAAGCGAGGGCUGGUGUGCCAGUGUGGGAUGGGACGAGAGUGUGUAUGUGUGGGAUGUCCGGGCAGUUAUGUGAUAAAAGCACAUCUGGUUUUGGAUGACCCGUCUUGGUUUAUUUCUUUUUUCUGUAUUGGAUAUUAGAUUGCAUGAUACCAUUUUCUGGCAGCGAUUGAUUGGCCUGUCAGAUAUUGA
Aspergillus alliaceus is the source of this 1318-nucleotide messenger RNA. RefSeq names its product putative peroxisome biosynthesis protein (Peroxine-7) (gene pex7). Lineage: Eukaryota; Fungi; Ascomycota; Eurotiomycetes; Eurotiales; Aspergillaceae. Gene Ontology annotation, cellular component: peroxisomal matrix; cytosol. The coding region runs from base 138 to 1202 and encodes 354 amino acids. The record is from RefSeq and is a predicted model, not a curated record. Gene Ontology annotation, biological process: protein import into peroxisome matrix. Gene Ontology annotation, molecular function: protein binding. The transcript is spliced from 2 exons.